AUGGAGGAGAUUUCUAGAGCAAUAAUUUUCCUUAAUAUUAAAGAAGAGUCUUGUACCUCCUCGGAAGCUUUAAGACAAAGUAAUAGAGACGUACAUACUGAAGAUAAACUUCACAGAAACGAAAUGUUUAGUAAGACAUUUAACCGAAAAAGUGUUUUGCAUAAGCAUGAAAGAGCUCAUACAGGUGAAAAACUAUAUCAAUGCGAGGUUUGUCAUAAAUCAUUUAGUCGAAAACCGAUUCUAGACAGGCACAAGAGGAUAGCACAUUACAAUGAAACACUUUACAAGUGUGCCCAAUGUGGGAACUGUUAUGCAACAAAACAAAAUUUGGAUCAUCAUAUAAACAGGAAGCACAACGGUGAAAGACCGUAUAAAUGUGAUAAAUGUCCAGCUACAUUUGCCCAUCGUGGGACCCGUAUAUAUCAUACAUACAGAACACAUUUAGGCGGGAAACCAUAUCUUUGCGAGGUUUGCGGCAGAACCUUCGCUACCAAAGAUAACAUACACGUACACAAAUUUGUACAUAGCGAUAAAAAGCAGUAUGAAUGUAUGAUGUGUGACAAGAGCUUCUCGCAAAAAAAAAUAUGCUAUUGCACAUAUGAAAGCUCAGGGUCACAUAAGGAUGAAAUUAGUAAAAUAUAA
Messenger RNA from Trachymyrmex cornetzi, 642 nucleotides. Its product is annotated as zinc finger protein 134-like. The transcript has 5 exons. Lineage: Eukaryota; Metazoa; Arthropoda; Insecta; Hymenoptera; Formicidae. The coding region runs from base 1 to 642 and encodes 213 amino acids. The record is from RefSeq and is a predicted model, not a curated record.